AUGUCUUUAAAAAGUGACCAGGAGAUUUUAGAAAAUUCAAUGCAUGAAGAUGACCCAAAUGGCAAUUCGGCGUUGGAGCAAACAUUUGCGGAGAAAGUAUCACCACGAUGGGGUCCCCAACAUAAAGGUGCUCAAGAGCUGGCCCAGUUAUACAGUCAAGGAAAACGUGCUCAGGAAUUUAUUUGCGUAUACACGUGUAUUGCUUUAAUGGUUAUCGAUUUUAUUCUCAUAUUGAAACAUUUUCAUUUCGAUCGGAUAAUAGUGACGUGUAUUUCGGCAAUAUGUGGCAUAAUCACAGCAGAUUUCGGAUCGGGUCUUGUCCAUUGGGCAGCAGACACAUGGGGUUCUGUGGAAUUACCCAUCAUUGGAAAAAACUUUUUACGUCCUUUCCGGGAACAUCAUUUGGAUCCGACAUCGAUUACUCGUCACGAUUUCAUUGAAACGAACGGUGAUAAUUUUAUGGUUAGCAUACCUAUAUUAGGAUUUUUGGCCUAUUGUUUCAAUACAAAAUCGCAUAGUGACAUCCAACAGGAUUUUGGAUGGAUAUCAUAUUUAUUUCUAUGCUCGAUUUUCGUGGCCAUGACCAAUCAGAUUCACAAAUGGUCCCAUACUUAUUGGGGACUACCGAAAUGGGUGCUGUUUUUGCAGAAUUACCAUAUCGUUUUACCUCGCAAGCAUCAUCGCAUCCACCACGUAGCACCACAUGAAACGUAUUUUUGCAUAACAACUGGCUGGUUAAAUUGGCCUUUGGAGAAACUGAGGUUUUGGUCUACAUUAGAGUGCCUUAUAGAAUUUUUGACAGGUCUGAAACCAAGGGACGAUGAUUUGAAAUGGGCUAAAAAGGUUACAUAGCUAUUUCAAUGAGCAAUGAAACGGACCAAUCACAAUUAUACGCAAGGUUUGCAUCAACUACGUCUAUUCUUACAACAAUUA
Molecule: messenger RNA, 933 nt
Organism: Musca vetustissima
Lineage: Eukaryota; Metazoa; Arthropoda; Insecta; Diptera; Muscidae
Gene: Kua
Product: plasmanylethanolamine desaturase 1
Exons: 5
Coding region: 1-852 (283 amino acids)
Molecular function (GO): oxidoreductase activity
Source: RefSeq, a predicted model, not a curated record